AUGUCCUCUGCUUCCCUUGUAGAAAUUGACGCUCUAGAAGCAGUCGUGGUCGUGGACAAUGACCUCGACAUCAUGUCACCACCAGCUCCCAAUACCGUGCAGGUGUCCGGUUUUCUAGGCGAGUUGGCCCUGAACUCACCACAUCACACGCAUGAUCGGGCCGACGUGUCCAAAGAGCUUCACCUGGAAGACGUGUGCUGUUCUGCGCACGGCUUAUCUGUCCUUGUGACCGCCGUUACGGGUGAUGAACGCCGAACUAUGCUUUUUGACACCGGGCCAACGGAGGAGGCUUGGGGAUUGAAUGCCGAAAGGCUAAGAUUAGAUCUGUCUCCCGUGGAGAGGAUUCAACUCUCCCACUGGCAUCGGGAUCACUCAGGUGGCAUGCUCAAUGCUAUCCGGAUGAUCAAGGAGGCAAAGAAGGGGAAAGGCCUGUCCAACGAAGAUCUUGUCGUGGACGUGCAUCCAUCUCGUCCCGAUUAUCGAGGUUUCCGCACAGGGGCGGAAUCGGUCUCGCUCCAAGCUGACCCAACGUUCCAAGAGAUCGAAAACGCUGGAGCAAAGAUUGAGAAGCACAGGACGGCACAUACCGUCCUGGAUGACAUGUUCCUCAUCUCGGGAGAAAUACCCCGAGUGACGGAGUAUGAGACCGGGUUGAAGUAUGGAAUGCGGUUCAGCAAAGCCAAGGGAGAAUGGGAAAGUGACGAACUGAUUAGUGACGAGCGGUUUCUCGCAUGCAAUGUCAAAGGGAAGGGCAUCGUGGUUUUCAGCGGGUGUAGCCAUGCGGGGGUUGUGAACACCACGAAACAUGCUGUGGAGUUGAUCGGUAAAGAUAUCCCCCUGUACGCGGUUUUUGGCGGAUAUCAUCUGGCAACCAGUGAGAAGGCCCAGAUAGAUGCCACGGUCAAGGACCUCAAAGCUCUGGAUCCAAGGGUUUUGCUGCCCGGCCAUUGCUCCGGCUGGAGAGUCAAAUUUGAGAUUGAGAAGGAGAUGCCGGGUCGUUUGGUGCCAUCUUCGGUUGGAUUCAAGGUGGGAUUCUAG
Molecule: messenger RNA, 1038 nt
Organism: Paracoccidioides brasiliensis Pb18
Exons: 4
Coding region: 1-1038 (345 amino acids)
Molecular function (GO): transferase activity
Source: RefSeq, a predicted model, not a curated record